Patiria miniata (bat star) is the source of this 2004-nucleotide messenger RNA. RefSeq names its product UPF0746 protein DDB_G0281095-like. NCBI's taxonomy places the organism in Eukaryota, Metazoa, Echinodermata, Asteroidea, Valvatida, Asterinidae. Gene Ontology annotation, cellular component: cytoplasm. The transcript is spliced from 8 exons. Gene Ontology annotation, biological process: signal transduction; protein phosphorylation. Gene Ontology annotation, molecular function: protein kinase activity; ATP binding. Bases 157 to 1743 code for a protein of 528 amino acids. The record is from RefSeq and is a predicted model, not a curated record.
UUGUGAUACUCACACUCAUCGAGCCCAUUACUUAGCAUGAUCUCAACUUUGUUAAUGAAUUCUGCAUGGUGUGCGCGAUCAUUUGACUAUGUGAGAUGUUUGGCAAAUUCCAUUGCCACUAGUUGAACGCCUGGGGGAACUUUUGAAAGACUAAACAUGUCAUCAGAUAAUGAGCAAGAUGUUAUUCCACCUACGCCACCAACUGAACAGGCUUGCUGUGCUGUUAGUUCACAACAGAAUAAGACAAAGAGAAAGAAGAAUGCUGCUUACAAAGCAAGGGAGAAGCAAUGGAGGACUGAAAAACGAAGGAUAGCAAGACAAAAGUCAAGGCAGGAGAAAGCAAGAAAAAAAUCCCCAUCAGAGACAGAGAAUGCAGAGCAAAAUCUGCAACAUCAGUCACUGCAACAGCAGCAGCAGCAGCAGCAAGAACAACAGCAAGAACAACAGCAGCAACAACAGCAGCAGCAACAGCAGCAACAACAACAGCAGCAACAGCAGCAGCCACAGCCAAAUCUGGAGCAACAGCAUGGACAGCUGCAACAACAGCUGAUGCAAAAACAACUGCAGCAAGGGAAUUCCCCCUGUUGUACAUCAGUCUCAAUACCACUUCAGGAGGACACAGAUGUACCUGCAGAGCCUGAAUGUUCCAAUGAAGAAGUGAAGAAACGGCACAAGAGGUUCCGAUGGCCUCAUGAGGUGAAAGAGCAGAAAAGAUUGUGUGCCCCACCAGAGCAGAGCCUGGAGGUUCAUCUCCAGAGAGAACAGGGGCACAACCAGGUUCUGGAGAGGCAGCUGGCUAAAGUGACAGCAGACUUCAUGGACUUAAAGCAGAGGCACUCCGGCUGCAUCCAUGAGAAAAUUAGGCCAGCUGUGUUGCAGAGGACGCUGACCAUGGUGGAAUCUGCAACACAGCUAGGAUCGGGAUACAGCUACUCGCAGCCGGAACUUGAUGAGGUGGAUUUUGAGGGGGUGAUUGAUAUUGAGGUAGAUUUCGGCAAGAAAAGAUUAUUUAAAGAGGAAAGUAGUAGUAGUUUGUAUAUAGUGCCAGAUAGUAACCCUACAACAUAUAUUAAGGAUUAUACCAGCAGGUUCAACACAGCAACACUGGAGUUCAAGGUUCUGAAAAUGAACAAGGACAUUGAAGGUGUUCAAAAGCCUGCUGGUGUAUAUAAAAAGGAGCGCCAAUGUCAUAUCCAUUGCUUGGUAACAACAUCCACUAAGAUCCCUAUGGAUUAUGACAGAAUGGUAACAGCCUCCAACAUAACCCAAUGGACUGAUGAUAGGCUCUCAAACAAGCAAUGGUUGCAGAUUAUUAUGGAUACUGCCAACGCCCUCAACGGGCUUCAUGACAAUGGCUUCAUCCACAACCAAAUGCGACCUGACAAUAUUCAGCUUGUGUAUGAUAGAGGUGGCAGCAUGGGAAACAUCCAUGCAGAAGUCAUUGACAUGUCUCUGUCCUGCAUGGAGACGUACGCACGCAAGCUUACAGAGUUGCAAGUGUAUUCACUGUCUUCAUAUGAGCUUACCUUUGUUGAUCCUAUGCUACUUAGACGGGAAACUCAUCCAAGCAAAGCUAGUGAUGUGUAUGCCUUUGGCCAGACCAUUCACCAGUUAGCUCUGCAUAAUGAUAUCCCCUACACGGUGAGGUGCCUUGCUGAUCAGUGCAUUGUAACCAACCCAUCAAAGAGACCCAGCAUGGAGCUUGUGUGUGAAAAACUAGAUUCACGAACUGUUAGAUGUUAGAAACAGUGUGUAUUAUUUAUUUGCUUAAUGAAUUAACAAACAUAUGUACAGUUAUAAUUAUUACUUUUUAAAAUAAUUUAUUGCCAAAGUGUUUCUCGACACUGGACAUUUUCAGAGUUUCAUCAAUAGCACUUUGUCCAAGGCUUUCAAAAGUAUUCGUAAUUUGUUUUCUCUCAGUGUGUGUCCAUUAUAUUAUUAGAUUCCUUAACAAGGAAAUAAAUGUGUGUUUGGGAGGUAUUAUAACACUCUGUUUAAGACCGG